GUGGCGCUAGCAAUGGCGCUACACAAAUAAACAAUCAUGGUUGCAAUUUAUUUUGGUUAUUGUCACGCGUAAUUUACUGUCGUAUCUGACAGCCUAGGGUCAGCGUGUUGCAGGAAGGAGAUUUUAUUUGUUGGUGUCAGAUUUGGGAGUCACGGUUGUCGGACAUUGACGCUAAAAAGUCAGCAGGAGCAGUUUCAUCUCAUUGUUGAGCUGCGUUCGUUUCGUCGUACGCUGGCGUCGUUUUGUGAGCGCUGAGGAUGCCGCUGGGUUUGAAACCAUGCUGUGCUGUUUGCAAGACCAACUCUUCCUCCAUGUGGAAGAAAGGAAACCAGGGAGAAAUCCUCUGCAACAACUGCACAGGGAAGAGCAGCAGCGGCGGACCGUCAGGACCCUCCAUGUCCUCCAACACUCAGCCCAGCAAUGGCGGGGGGAAGCAGUCAAAGCAGGAGAUCCACAGGAGGUCUGCGCGGCUGAGAAGCACCAAGUACAAAGCUCCUGCAUCUGAGAAGAAAGUGUCAACAAAAGGAAAGGGAAGGAGACACAUAUUCAAACUCAAAAAUCCAAUCAAAGCACCAGAAUCUGUAGCAACAAUCAUCACAUCAGAAUCCGUAUUUUAUAAGGGUGUUUACUACCAAACAGGAGACGUGAUCAAGGUAACAGAUGAGGAAGACGGGAAGCCUUACUAUGCUCAGAUCCGAGGCUUCGUACAGGACCAGUACUGUGAAAAAAGUGCAGCACUGACUUGGCUCAUCCCCACUCAGGCGAGCCCAAAGGACCAGUUUGAUCCUGGGACGUACAUUGUUGGUCCAGAGGAGGAUCUGCCCAGAAAGAUGGAGUACCUGGAGUUUGUGUGCCACGCUCCCUCUGAAUAUUUCAAGUCACGGAGCUCUCCGUUCCCCACCAUCCCCAUACGACCGGAGAAAGGCUACAUCUGGGCCCACAUAGGACCCACACCGGCCCUCACCGUCAAAGAGUCUGUCAGCGGCAGCAGUUAACAGGACUGUGAUACGGACUGAGUCCGUUGCUUUUUAAACAGAUAAAUGUACAGUUAUGUAAGAUAAUGAAAACAAUAAUGGUCGUCAACCACAGCCAUUACUAAAGUGUAAAGAUGAGUUGUAAUUUGAUACGAAGGAAACAGCAGUGACACUGAAAUAUUACUUUUGUAUUUGGUAUUAAACAAAAAGCUCUUUUUUUAACCUCCCAGUUUGCCAAUGACUUUUACUAAAUGUUUUAUAUUUUUACUGAAUUAGACUGAGAACAAUAAAAUAAUGUUGGAAAAGCUCAAAUAAUAGAAACAGUAAAGAAGUGUAAUUAUUGUUCAACAUGUCAUGCUUUUAAUCAGAGCAUAAAGAGAUGCUGCAGUU
Stegastes partitus (bicolor damselfish) is the source of this 1364-nucleotide messenger RNA. It is a transcript of the gene gatad1, whose product is annotated as GATA zinc finger domain containing 1. Lineage: Eukaryota; Metazoa; Chordata; Actinopteri; Pomacentridae. The coding region runs from base 258 to 995 and encodes 245 amino acids. Gene Ontology annotation, molecular function: sequence-specific DNA binding; zinc ion binding. The record is from RefSeq and is a predicted model, not a curated record. The transcript has 5 exons. Gene Ontology annotation, biological process: chromatin organization; regulation of DNA-templated transcription. Gene Ontology annotation, cellular component: nucleus.